Bursaphelenchus xylophilus (pine wood nematode) is the source of this 4721-nucleotide messenger RNA. NCBI's taxonomy places the organism in Eukaryota, Metazoa, Nematoda, Chromadorea, Rhabditida, Aphelenchoididae. The record is from the annotation of a GenBank genome assembly.
AUGCUGACGGCUUUGCGCGAAGUUAUACAUUGUGGGCAGAAUAAGGAACACUUACCGUUACGCGGUAUGGGAGUUUGCAGUGCACUUUUCCACUGCAUGUUCUUAACGAUAUUGCAGCCAAAAAUUAUAAAAAAAAGCUUUUUUUGGCGCUGUCAGUUAGUUAAAAGCUGCAUCCCUUACACACAUAUACGGGAUAACUUUUGUUAAAUUAAAAAAUAUUACUGAAUGCUUUGCCAACCUAAAUGGUAAAAAGUAAUGAUAGCGGCGGGAAAAACGUCGUAUUACGAAAGGUAAAGUUCAAUUUUCCAUAUAAAACCAUGAAAACUUCUGCGAGAAGAGGCUCAUUGCAAAUGCGGACUAUUUUACUUGUUUUCGUGCUUGUGUUACCAGUCGCAUGCAAAACUCUUCCGAACAAAAUUGAAAUUUUCUCAAAGGGUAACUAACUAUGUCCCCUUAAACUAUUCUUAUAAACAGGAAAGCAAAAGGAUGUCGGUGUGUCCAGGAAUCCCAUUCCGCAAGGGCUUACGGACUUUGCAAAGAUACUGAACGCUACAAUGAAUCUGAGCUUAUCGCCGUGCAAUGACUUCUACAACUACGUGUGUGGCAAGGAAAUGUUAUCAACAUAUCAAGAAAUCGCACUGGAAUUACAGAAGAAAUUAGCGUUGGGUAUGAAGAGGAGUUUGGUGAGUUCACAAUGUAACAAAAAUUCAACUGCUCUACAGGGUGGUUCAGCCUUAGCUGCCAUCCUUAUUUCAAGUAUUUCUCCGCCAAUAAUGCAUGAAUUUCUAUAAAAUUUUUUAUCAAAUUGAAGUUGAAGUAAAAGCUCUAGACAGUCUCGCACAUUUGUUCACAUUUUUAAAAAUUUCGGUUAACGAAGCCUGUUACCCCCGGAAGACAAAAGCAAGGUCUUGAAGGUUAAUUACGAGUAUUCCGUUGACUGCGGACAAUUUAUUUCAGCUACUUCCAAAUGUCUUAUUUAGCCAAAGACCCGAAUAUUUUUCAAGUCCAAGAACUCAAUUGAAAGUCAUUGCAAAAAUUUUCUAAGUUUCACCUAUUCCGGACUCCAAAAUUUGGAAUGAAAAUGUCAAGGUCAAGGUACAGGGGCCUCCGUGAACUUGGUCCCGUCAUGUGGACAAAAAAUGGGGUAGCUCAGCUUCAAUUUGAUAUAAAUUUUAUAGAAAUUGGUGCAUUAUUGGCGGAGGAAUAUUUGAAAUAAGGAUGGGAGCUUCGUCUGAACCACCCUGUAUUCACACAAGUUAUAGAAAAUUCCUGUGUUGACGAAACUUGACGCUCUUCUCGACAAGUGCGUCAAUAAAUCGCAAAACGUGGACGAUUACAAUGGCGUCAAGUUCCUGAAGACGCAUUACCAAAAAUUCAGCUCAAUCUUAGGAACCGAAUUCCCUAUCCUCCUCGACGGCCCCAUAAAGAAGCCUACAAAGGAGCAGCUGACUGAAGCCAUGUUCUUCUUUUCCAGCAUUAGCAGGAAAACUCUGACAACCGCCAAAGUCGAUUAUUCCUAUAGACAGAACGAGGCGGAUCCGGUCAUGACGAUCAACUUCAAAUCGCCUUCUCUUUUGUUAUCAACGGUAAUUUGUUGUCUUUUUUUGCAGUGUUUUUAAAACCGCAUUUUUGAUUCAGGCCUAUUAUUAUUAUGACAAGUUAUGGGACAAUCAGGUGGCAAUGGAUCCCGUAUUCAAUAUUAUUGCUAGACCAGCGCAUAGAUUCAUAUCUGCAGCGAGCGUUCAGGUCGCUAAAGAGAAGCUGAGAAAAGACAUCCAAGAUGUCAUGAAAUUGGAAAAACUUAUUGUCGACCGUGUCUUACCGAACCCGCAGAUGGCUUCAGUAACGGAAAUGCAAGUCAAAAAAACCGCAGUCAUCCGGUUACACACAUAUAUUUCAGAGAAGCAAAGUUGAUGACUGCGCAAGAGGCAAAUAACAUUGCUGGGUUGCUCGACUUUCCCCAAUUCCUCCAGCUGUUCGUCAAGGAAGAGGCCGAUGACUUAAAGGCUCAUGUUUUGUCCAAUAACUUCAAAAUUCGCAUAUACGCACCAGAAUCUUUGAUGGCAAUGAAGAAUCUCAUAGACAGUGACGAAGUGGACGGCCGGACACUCGUCAAUUAUCUGUAUUUGCAUCUGCUGCGCGCCUACGAAACUCGUUUACCACCCGCCGGCGUCUCACGAACGGAAAGUUUAACGUUCAACGAUGACUCUUCCUUUGAAAAGCUUCAUAGCUUUGUUAAUUCAAAAACCGAAGGUAGUGAAAUGCAGCAAAAAGAGUUAUGCCUUGGAAACAUGAUGCAAACAGAUGCACUGACAGAAACAUUCGGUUAUCUCUCACCGCUAAUUGAACGUUUGUACGCCGAAGGCUCGCUGCCUACGCCAGAGAUUCGACAGAAAAAAGUCGAAUACGUAUCUCAGCUGACACGCAAUUUGUUGCAAGCAUUUCGAGUAAGUAAGCCUUGAGUUUCAGCAAGUGUGCUUGUGUCUUCCAACAAGUAUUUAUUCCAGACACAACUUGAUGAGCUUGAUUGGACAACAAACUCGAAAAGUCACGCAUACGAGAAGCUGGAAAAUAUAGAGCUGAACCUCGUAUACCCGGAAAAACUGUUCAACGACACCUAUCUGAAUGCAAAAUAUGCCUCCUAUGAGUUGAACCCCACAUUAAGCUACGAAGACGAGCUGGAACGGGCACAAGAAUUGGCAUUCAAAGACCGCAAGAGACUCCUGCUGCAGACGGUAAAGGACAGGAAAGACAUGUACUUGCCAAUAUAUACCGUCAACGCGUUUAACAAUCCGCCGGUGAACGCUAUAAUCAUUGAAGAUGGCUUGUUGUCAAUGCCCAUCUUUUCUGUUGAUUACCCAACAGCAGCCGCUUAUGGUGGGGCGGGAAGCCUUGUGGGGCACGAAAUCGUUCAUGGCUACGACAACCUUGGCAUUCGUUUCGAUAAGACUGGAGACAUGAAGGAAUGGAUGGACCAAGAGACCAAACAGAAAUUUAAUACCAUGGCGCAGUGUGUUGUUAACCAAUUCAAUGGGUUUACUACGUCUCACAACUCCUCGGUUAACGGUCAUGCAACUCAAGGAGAGAAUAUAGCCGACGCCGGGGGUAAAAGAACCAUUGAAUUUUCUUGAGCAAAUUUUCAGGUCUCUUGGCAGCUUAUCGUGCUUACAAAGCUCAAACAGCGAGUGCAGGAGCCGACCCACCAAUUCCGCUUGAAAGACUGCAAUCAUUAACAAACGACCAAAUUUUCUUUAUUUCGUUUGCCCUUUUCCACUGUCAAAAACCACCAAUAUUAAUGGAGGUUCUAGCCACAGAUAUGCAUGCAGAAAGCAAGUUGCGUGUCCUCGGUGUCUUGCAAAGCAUGCCUGAAUUCAAAGAGGCUUUUAAAUGCAAUGUCGGGGACUUAUACGCGCCCAAAGAACAUUGUAAUGUCUAUCGAAAAGCUCCAUCCGAUAAACCUUGUUAAAUUUUAAUUGUAUUAUACGUAUAUUGUUCAUACAGAUUUUUCAUAAACACAUUAUAUAAGGCGCGUGCGUUCUACAUCUCAGCGGGCCUCCUCGCAGAAAACCCGCAUUUCUUGUCUGUAGGCCCUCUAGACAAGAAAUGCGCAUUUUCUGUCUAAAAUAGAGGCAAAAUUUGCAAAACUUGUCUGAGAUAACAGACAAAAGGCCUGGACGAAAACCUGAAAAUGUUGUCUGGACUCCAGACAAGAAACGAGGAAUCCUGUCUGGUAGUCAGACAAACUUUUUUGUCUGAUCAGAAACGGAAAAUCCCCUAAAAAUCUUUAUCCACAAAAAGUUUCGAUUCUCCCCUCCGUGGAAAUUGCGAGUUGCAUUUCACAGCCCAGGUUCUACGACGGAACUUGUCCGAACAACGAAAUCCAAGGCCAACGACCGUCGUCGCUGACCCCGAUCACGGUGAAGGACAUGCUUCGCCUUGGAACCUCGGCGUUCCUUGAGACUGUUAUCGUUUCUGGCCGAAAGGCCGAACUCCAACAAAUUCGAAAAAAACAUUGCCCGUACAAGCAAAGAAAAUUUUCUCGCUCAGAAAAGAAAUGGGUUCCUCUCAUGAGCGAGAAACCCAGAGCCGAGAAACGCAGAGAAAAGAACAAAAACGCACGCAAAAAGCGUGAGUGAGAGGGCACUUUUGAACGCGAUUUUUUCUCUGCGUUUCUCGCUCAUGAGAGGAACCCAUUUCUUUUCUGAGCGAGAAAGUUUCCUUUCGUCAAUCGAGCAAAGUGCCCUUCGAAUUUGUUGGUGUUCGGCCUUUCGGCCAGAAACGAAAACAGUCUCACGGAACGCCAAAGUUCCAAGGCGAAGCAUGUCCUUCACCGUGAUCGGGGUCAGCGACGACGGUCGUUUGCCUUGGGUUUCGGUGUUCUGACAGCUGCGCCGAAGAAGUCGUGGUCUGACGUGCAACAAGGUAGUCCCAGGAAAGAAGCGCGAUGAAAAGUUUUUUGUAGACGAGAUUAUGCAUUUCUAGCCAGACAAAGUUUUCUUGUCUGGCUACCAGACAGGAUUUCGCAUUUCUUGUCUGAAGUCCAGACAAAAAAAUUGUCUGCUUCCCAGACAACUUUUGCCUACUUCUUGUCUGGCUUUGGACAAGAAUCGCCAAUUCUCGUCUGGACCGAAAAUAAUUUGGACGGAAAACUGCAAUUCUUGUCUAGAGGGCCCACAGACAAGAAAUGCGGGUUUUCUGCGAGGAGGCCCGCUGAGAUGUAG